Armigeres subalbatus is the source of this 984-nucleotide messenger RNA. RefSeq names its product translin (gene trsn). The record is from RefSeq and is a predicted model, not a curated record. The coding region runs from base 137 to 829 and encodes 230 amino acids. Gene Ontology annotation, molecular function: RNA binding; sequence-specific DNA binding; single-stranded DNA binding. Gene Ontology annotation, biological process: RNA metabolic process. Lineage: Eukaryota; Metazoa; Arthropoda; Insecta; Diptera; Culicidae. The transcript is spliced from 5 exons. Gene Ontology annotation, cellular component: nucleus; cytoplasm.
AGCAUCGCAUCCGCAUCGUCGCAUCAUUUCUGUUUGCAAACAUAACACGCUUCUGUCUGAUUUUGAGACGAAUUUCCAAAUUAAAGUUGAAUAUUUUUAAACAUAGAAAGUUCAAGUGUGGAUUAUUAUUUUAAUCAUGCAAAACGUUGUUAUCAAGGAUAUUUUUGAUGGAUUCAACGAUUACCUAAACAAGGAGCAGGAACUUCGAGAGCAAAUCCGUGAACUGGUACGUGAGAUAGACCAUGCCGCGAAGGAGGCCGCUAUUGCCUUGCAGGUCAUCCACAGUAGUUUAACGGAAGUGUCCACGGCAUGUGUUGCUGCCCGGAAUCAGUUCGAGGUAUGUCGCAAGGGUUACCAGCGUCUGGCCGAAUUGAUACCAGCGGGCCAGUAUUACCGAUACAAUGAUCACUGGCAUUUCCUGACACAACGCAUAGUUUUCCUGGUGGGACUAACGAUUUACCUGGAGAAGGGAAUCCUCGUCAGUCGGGACACUACGGCGGAGAUUUUAGGAAUGAAAUCGAAACAAGCUGAUGGUUUCCACUUGGACAUUGAGGACUAUCUGAUGGGAAUUCUUCAAAUGGCAUCUGAACUUAGUCGUUAUGCUGUAAACUCCGUCACACUUGGCGAUUAUGACCGUCCGUUGGCAAUCUCAAAAUUCGUUGCCGAUUUGAACUCUGGGUUCCGGCUGUUGAAUCUGAAAAACGAUGGACUUCGUAAGCGUUUUGAUGCAUUGAAGUACGACGUCAAGAAGAUUGAAGAGAUUGUGUAUGAUAUAAGUAUUCGAGGUCUGCGAACGGAUUCCACUGAUACAACUCCAGCUGAACAGUAAAAUGUGAGAGACUAUGAGGUACCUAAGCUGAAAGUGCAUUUUAUUUUGUAAAAACUGCUCAAAAGCAGUAUAAUUGUGAAAUUUUCACAUUUGUUUUCUCUUGUUUUUUCUCUUUCAAUUCAGUAAUAAAUAACCAAGAUACGAUAUGUAAACAA